UACUGUCAUGUAUUCAUGUGCAUUAGUAUAAGCUUGGAAAUUUACAUUGAAUUUCUUCUUGCCUUUUCUUACAGUGAGAAAUGUGAGGUUUUACAGUAUAGUGCAAGGGAAGCUCAAGAUGCAGAAAAGGUGGUAGAGGAUAUUGAAUACCUCAAGUAUGACAAAGGGCCGUGGCUCGAGCAGGAUGACCGUACUCUUCACCAUCUGCGGAUGCUGGUUCAGAAUAAGCUGGAGGUGCUGAAUUACACAACCAUUCCUAUCUAUGUCCCGGAAGUCACGAUCGGAGCUCACCAGAGUGACCGCGUCUUCCAGAAAUUCAUAGAGGUGAGGUUUUGA
Molecule: messenger RNA, 336 nt
Organism: Leptonychotes weddellii (Weddell seal)
Lineage: Eukaryota; Metazoa; Chordata; Mammalia; Carnivora; Phocidae
Source: RefSeq, a predicted model, not a curated record